ACAAACAAGAAGACGUAAAACAAACAAUAAAAGAAAAGUUUAUUGCUGCUAAGGCUUUACUCCAUAAAGAAAUGAUAAAAACGAAAUUAGAAACUAAUGAUACCUUAAUGGUUGACAAAUCAAACAUCAUUAUGAGUAAAUCCAAAUCAGUGAUAGAUGAUAUACAAAAAGCUAACAAUAUUUUUUGUGAAGAAACAGUUAAUCUUGCAAAGAAUUUACUAGAAACAAUUGAAAGGCCAGAUGAAGAAACCAUUAAACAAAUAAUAAAGGAAAUAGUUGAAGUUGUUAAGGUUACAUCCCAACAAGCAAUGAAAGAAAAGCAACCAGAAAUUAAUGACACCUUAAUGAUUGAAAAACCGGACGUCAAUUUGAGUAAAUCUAAACCAGUAAUAGAUGAUAAACAAAAGAUUAACAAUUUUCGUAAAGAAGCAGUUAAUCUUGCGAAGAAUUUACCAGAGACAAUUAAAAUUUUAGAUAGUAAACAAGAAUCCAUUAAACAAAUAAUAAAAGAAAAAGUUGAAGUUACUAAGGCUACAUCCCACCAAGCAACGAUAGAAAGGCAACCAGAAAUGAAAAAACUGGACGUCAAUAUAAUUAAAUCUAAACCAGUGAUAGAUGAUAAACAAAAGACUGACAGUAAUUUUCGCAAAGAAGCAGUUCAUUUUACGACGAAUUUACCAAAGACAAUUGAAAGGUCAGAUGAUAAACAAGUAACUAUUAAAGAAAUAAUAAAAGAAAAAGUUGAAGUUGCUAAGCCUACAUCUCAGGAAGCAACGAUAGAGAGGAAACCAAUAAUUCAUCACACCUUGAUGGUUGAAAAACCGAACGUCAAUACGAGUAAAUCUAAACCAGUGAUAGAUGAUAAACAAAAGACUAACAGUAACUUUCGUAAAGAAGCAGUUAAUAUUGCGAAGAAUUUAUCAGAGACAAUUAAAAGGUCAGAUGGUAAAGAAGAAAGCAUUAAACAAAUAAAAAUAGAAAACAAUGAUUUUCCUAAAGCCAUACUUCACAAAGAAAUGAUAAAGACGAAACCAGAACUUCAAGAUACCUUAAUUAUUGAAAAACCGGACACCAAUAUGAGUAAAUCUAAAGUAGUGAAAGAUGGUAAACAAAAGACUAACAGUAAUUUUCGUAAAGAAGCAAUUAAUCUUGCGCAGAAUUUAUCAGAAACAAUUAAAAAGACAGAUGGUAAAGAAGAAACCAUUCAACAAAUAAUAAAGGAAAAAGUUGAGUUUGAUAAGACUACAUCUCAUAAUGCAGCGAUAGAGAGGAAACUCGAAAUUAAUGACAAUUUAUUGUUUGAAAAACCUGUUAAUAAACAAAAGAUUGUGGUGAACUUUCCAAAAGAAACGGCCAAUGUUGCUAUUAAUUCAAAGCCUAUGAAAAGAUCAGUUAGUAAAGAAAAAAUUACUAAAAAAAUAAGAAAAGAAAUGGUUGAUGUUGGUACAUCCUUGCAAAGAAAUAUGCAGGAUAAGGAAAAAAGUAGUAUUACAUGUUUACCGACUCCUGCAGUAGUUGAUGAACAAAAAAAUAUUUAUAACAAUUCUCUCAUGCCAAUGAUAGUAGAUAAGGAAGAAUCCAUUAAAAAAGUAACAAAAGAAAUUGCUAAUUCCACUACUUAUAUAUCUUCGCAGCAAACUAUUAAAACGAAACCAACUGAAUCUGAAGGAAUGACAAGUACAAAUGUACCAAAACUAAUGGUAAUUGAUGCUAAAAAUUUACCACAUCCAAUAAUAAAUACAGCUGAUAAACAAGAAAAUAAAUUAUUAAUAACAGAUAUUGCUAAGGAAUUAUGUCGUCAAGGAAAAAAGCCAGUCGUUGAUACGCCACCACCAAUGAUUGAUGAUAAGCAACAAUCCGUUAAACUAAUGAAAACAGAAAGAAUAGAUGUUGCCAAUGAUACAGUUUCCCAACUCAAAACGAAUAUACCAACGCAAGUGAUAGUUAAUAAACAAGGAUACUUUUCUAAAGAAACAUCUAAUACAUCUAAUGAUACACUUAAGCCAACGUUAAAAACAGGCGAUUUACAACAAACCAUAUCUAAACUAUCAAUGGAUAUGGCUAAUGACAAUAAGGAUAAAUCAUCGCAAUCAAUUGAAAAACAAGAGACAAGUAAAAUCGUCAAUAAGAAUAUAACAAAAGAAAUUAUAGCUGAAACAGAAGGAGUCAUUAAUAAUAAACCAAAAGAAGCAAGAGAUGUUUCAUUGCAAUCAAUAUCGCUUGUAUGUGAGAAACAUAAAGAUAUUAAAGAAAUGUCAAAAGAAUCCGUAGAUGCAGCUGAUCUUAACAACAAAUUAACUGGAUCAAUGAUAGACAACAGUCAAGAAACUAUUAAAAACGAAACAUUAUUAGAGAAUGAAGACAUCAUGUUGGAGCGUCAGAUGAACUUGCAGUCGGAUCGUCUAAAACUUAAAAAUCGCAAUGAAUGUUUUAAAUCAAUUUAUUUAAGUCAAUUUGAUCUACAAAUGAUUGAUGAGAAAAACGGCAAUAAUAGAAAAAAUGAAAGCAAUUCACAAAGCGUAGGCGAAGGUAAUGCGAAUUUUAGAAAUGCAAACAUUAUCUCCGAAGAGAUGAAGAAUGAACAAGGAAGCACUGCAGAAUCGUUAGUUAAUAGAAAUUCUAUAAACGAUUGCGAAUUAAUUGAAUUAGCAGAUGAUAGUGAAUUAAAUAUGGUACCAUUUGAUGGUUGGUUUACAGAAAAUGCUCAUGAUUUUGAUACAAAUACACAUAAAUUACGGACGUCUUCAAAUUCGUCAAGGGACAAUAGGAAUCUUGGUGCAAAAUCGACGAAUCCAUCAAUUAAAAUUAAUAAUCGAAGGGAAUCUAUGGAAUCCACUGCUGAAAUAGAUACUGACGACCUUCAAAAUUACAAUGACUAUCACCAAAAUAAGAGUAGAUACUCCAUUUAUCCAAAACAAAUGCCACACUUAACAAACCAGAAACAUAAACGCAAUCGAGGAUUGUAUAAAAAAGGAAGUAAGUACGGAAAUUAUGAUAGCAGUAGGCAACGUCAAUCUCGAAGAUUACCUAUUUCCAUAAAAAAUAAGACAAGGGGAAAACGUUACAGUCCUAAUAGAUUACAAUUUUUUGAUAAACACGAGAGUCCCUCUACUUCAUACCAAAAUGACCAAUAUAGUAAUCCACUUUUAAAUAUAACGAAGGUUCGGAACAAUCGAGUAUCUUCUACUCCGGUCUCAAGCGAUAGUUGUAAUGAGAAAUUCUCCGACUUGGAUAGCGAUAAGACACCUCCAAUGCGUCAAGAAAAUGUGCAACAUGAUUACACUGAAUUUUCAGAUGAUAACAUUAAUCCGCUAUAUAAGGGGAACGAGCGUAUGGAUAAUAAUUUCGAAAAAUCCAACUGGUUUCCUGAACAAAAGAGAAGAACCUUUUCAUCUGUGCUAUCUUACCAAUCCGACAAGCACCGACUUUCACAGUCAUUUGGAGAUCAAAGAGAUAGGUAUCAGGAGAAACCAAGAGUUGUACAUCACACCAGCGAUUUUAAAAGAACAUCGCUGAAAAAAGACGAAACCAAUUUCAAUAAUGAAGUACUUGAUUAUGAUAGAACCCCAUCGUCGCCCCCGCCACGGGAAUUAGCCUACGAGAGUAAUAGGUUUUGUAUUAAACAAGGUAACGAGAGUGAUGUUAUGGUGACUAACAUAAAGAGAGCUUCAGAAUAUAUUCAAAAAACGCUGUCACCUUAUACAGCAACAGCAUAUUCUAACAGUCCAACCCACCAGGUAAAUAAAAUAAACGUAUUGGGGAAUUUCAAAUUUAAUGAUACAUUGAAAAAUUCUCCGAAAAAGGCUUCAAAUGCAAUAAAUCCAGCAAUAAACACAUUAAUCAAGGAAGAAAUAAGUGCAACAGAGCCAAGUAUUGAAGUAAAUACUAUCCAUGAAAUUGAUUCUAUGAUAUUGCAACCCACCUUGAUUGAAGUAGAAAACAUUAACAAAGCUGACAAUUCUGCGAUCAAAUCUGAGAUUGUUCAGGAUUCAGCAAUAAAUAUAACAAAUAAUGAUAAUGAAGUAACAACAUCGCACAGUAAACAUGUUAACGUAAGAAAACGUAAAGAUAUUAUCAAAACUUCUUUAAUAAUGAGUGAAAUUAUACAACAAGAAGAUAGCAUUUCAAAUAAUACUUUUGAUAAUAAACAAUCUGAUGAAAACAAAUUAAUGGAUGAAGUAGUAUGCAACAUCAUUGAAAAUAAAGAUAUUUUUGCCGACAAUGCAAUAGUAGAAACUACUGAAUAUUCUGUAAACUCAGGUAUAGUCGAAAGUGAAAGCUACAUUCAGAAUGUGCAUGAAAAUUUGGUAAGUUUGGAAAGUAAUAUAAUCACGAAAUCUGAUGAAGUUGUUUCUAAUGAAAUAGUAGAUACAAAUUUAUUGCAACCAUUCACUAAUGUAGAAAGACAAGAUUUUCAGUCCGAGAACAAAGAUCGAGAGAUCAGUCAAAUUAAUGAAUCAGGAAAGGAAACAGUUAAUGAUGAUUAUAACGAAGAAAAUAAUUGGGUUGAAUCGACCAAAUAUGAAAAAACUGAGAAAGAAAUUAGCGGACAAGUUAAAUCUUAUGAAACUAUGUAUCCGAAGAUUAUGGAAAUACUAUCUGGCCCGAUCAUUGCCGAAAAUUUGGAAACUCAAAUUGAUUUAAGUGAAGAGAGGGCAUUCCAAACUAUAGAAACAAUUUUGCCAAUGAAUUCUACUUCAGGAAAUACAGAAACUGAAAUUCCACGUGUAAUUGAAACAGAAAUUAAACAAUCUACAGAACAUAAAGUGAUUGAUAAAUUAAAGCAAAAUUCAGUGAGCGAAAUACAAGAAAAUGAAUCAGAAAUAUUGCCCGUUGAGGUUCCAGAGAUUAUUGAGGAAAGAUUUUACAAAGAGACUGUGAACACCGCUCAACUAAAUAUGAUGGAAGAUGUUGCAAAUAAAUCUGAAGAUGAAAUGAUUACAAUUAAUAAAUUUGAGAUUCCUGUUACAGAAGAUUUCAAAGAAAAGGAAGGAACAAUACCAAAAGAAAUGUCCAUUCCUUAUUCAACCAUAUUUGAACAAUCCUAUCAUACUAUCUCUGAUUGCAUAAAUGAUAAGUUGAAAGCUCAAUCGGAAGAUAGUUCUGGAUCGCUAACUAUUUCAUUGACCGAGAGUAUUUCAUUGGAGGACACUUCGAAUGACGAUAUGUUAUUUGAUGACACCGAUGAAAAACAGAACGAACAGGUUUUACAUGAAAGCAUAUCAGACGUAACCGGUAUGCAUGCAAUUGAAAAUAUAAUCGAAAAAAUAUCCGAAAACCCCGAAGAUGAAAAAAUGAACGAUAUUCCACAGUAUACAGAAGAUGUACGAUUGCAAGAAGAAAUUUGCGAAACUGAGAAAGAAAUUAUAAAAGAAUCUAAAAUUAUUGUAGGAUCUAAGGUGUCAAAAGAAAACGUAGAUCUACGACAUUUAGACAAAAACGUAUCAUCCAGUGAUUUAGCAGAGUGCAAUAUUGAAAGUAAAUCUAAAUCAAAUGAUAAAAAUGUGGUAGCAACAUCAAAUAAUGAUGUUGCGGAUAAUUCGAAAAUCAAUGAAUGUGAUUUUUUUGCGGACGAUGAUAGCAUGGAAAGUGCAAUACCGAGUCAUAAAAUUAAUAAACGUAAGAAGACGAGUGGUAAAAGAAAAAAUUCCAAAGCAUUAAAAACUCUUGAUGUGGCAGCUAAAAAGAAAAUCGACAGUUUUAAAUUGGCACAAAUUAACCAAAUUGAUACUGGCUUAUUAACUGAAUGUUCGGAUGAAGCUAAUUUGGAUAAAGAAUGUAUUACCAAAACUGUUGCUGCGCCGAUCGCAGAGUUAUUUGAUGAAGAAAGUUUGGAUAGUUUAAAGUCCACACCAAAAUUGCAAAUUGAUACAAGCAACGACGACAGUUCUAAUGAUCAAUUUUUGAUAAAAUAUGUUGAGCCACCUGCGAAAAAAUCCACGACUAAAAAGAAUUUAGUACAUUACGACGAGGAUAGAUCCUUAGCAAUUGAUCAACAUGUGUGGAAAGAUUUGGAAGAUGCAAUCUACAUUGAAAUGAUGCCGGAGGGUGAGAAAAGGACAUCGACAAGAGCUGCGAAAACAAAGGCUAAAGCUAGAAUAUCGACGGUGAAGUUGAGAGAGUUUGACGAUUUAUUGAAAAUAUUGGAAGAUAAAUCCAGUCAGAGUGUUGAAAAGAAGGAAACCAGGGGCAGGAAGAAGGUAUUGAAAGAGGAAAAAGCUGUAGCAAUACCGAAACCAAAAUCCGCAUCUACACUGAAAUCGAAAGCACUAGCAACACCGAAAUCAAAGGCGACUACAGCACCGAAAUCAAAAGCGGUAGCAGCACCGAAAUCAAAAGCAGCAACAACACCGAAAUCAAAAGCGGCAACAACAUCGAAACCAAAAGUAGAAGCAACACCGAAACCAAAAGUGGAAGCAGCACCGAAACCAAAAGCAGCAACAACACCGAAACCAAAAGCGGCAACAACACCGAAACCAAAAGCGGCAACACACCGAAACCAAAACAGCAACAACACCGAAACCAAAAGCGGCAACAACACCAAAACCUAAGGUGGAAGCAACACCUAAACCAAAAGCUGUAACAACACCGAAACC
This is a messenger RNA of Nicrophorus vespilloides, 6596 nucleotides long. RefSeq lists its product as uncharacterized. The transcript has a single exon. The coding region runs from base 72 to 6551 and encodes 2159 amino acids. NCBI's taxonomy places the organism in Eukaryota, Metazoa, Arthropoda, Insecta, Coleoptera, Silphidae. The record is from RefSeq and is a predicted model, not a curated record.